Molecule: messenger RNA, 2844 nt
Organism: Fusarium verticillioides 7600
Lineage: Eukaryota; Fungi; Ascomycota; Sordariomycetes; Hypocreales; Nectriaceae
Exons: 4
Coding region: 63-2687 (874 amino acids)
Source: RefSeq, a predicted model, not a curated record
CAAGUGCAGACAACUACACACUCCUUCUCUUUUACUUUCAUUAUUCAGGAUCCUUGGUCAUUAUGAGAAAUCUUACUCGCAUUGUUUUUGUCUUUUUUCUCGCUUAUUCCCUUGUCACAGCCUCCCAACACAAGCCUCUACGACAAUGUGAAGCAGGCCUCUGUCAGUGCGGAAGCUAUUGCCGUGCUAUCGAAAGGGAACAAACCUGCUGCCCUAGUAAAGACGGAUAUCCCGAGCAUCUAUGCGGUCCUAACAGAAAAUGCUGCGGCGUAGGCUGUUGUCGUGAGGGCUGGCAAUGCGGCCCCUAUGAUUUGUGCUAUCAGCCUGAUACUUGGACUUCAUCUUUGAGGCCUGAUCAUACCAGCACUAUAGUUACAGUCGUUCGACCCAAGCCUGAAUAUCCUACCACAGACAGAGAAAUCUCUGGGUCCUUGCCUACAGUAUCUUCUCACCAAACGGAGACAAUUGCCAUCUCAGUGUCAGAGACUCUGCCAGGCAGUCUCGCGCUUACUAGCCAGGAUGAAGCCGGGCAUACUGCACCAGUUACUGCCACCCAACCAAACGGCCAAGCGACGACUUUGCUUUCCACUGUCCAAGAGGGUGCAACUUCAAACCAUCUUCCAGUCAUGAGUGAGCCUGACAGCUCGGAGUCCAUCCAUGGAAGCCAACCGUCUACUCCAUCCAUUCCGAUUAUCUCAACCGUGUUCACCAGGCCAGAUGGCGAAGGAUCUACUGCAGUUCAUCCUACAGAGACUGGCUCCCAAUCCUCAAAGACCAACCCAAACCCGAAUGAGCAGUCAUCGGUCGCGUCUCCCGAUUCUGAAACCGAUUCUACUCGCUUCAUAGAUACUAGUUCACCCAGUACCAACAGCCCCGAGUCAUCCCAUCUCUCUACUGGGAGUACUGUGAUAAAGAGUGACUCUCGGGAGUCUGCCUUUCCCCCAGCCAGUACAGAUGCGUCUAUCACUGGUCUAGAUACUUUAUCUGAUGGCAGUCCUGGAGCAACUAUCCCAACUGGACUCGGGACAACCGGAGCUGGCAAUUCGGAAGAGACCAACCCCGCCACUGAGACUGUUGUACCUGAGCCAUCUGGUGUGAGCACCACCAGCACCGAACGACCCAGUGAAAGCCCGAACCUUUCUACAGAUAAGUCGUCAACAACCUCAAUCACAAGCGAUAUUGGAUCUCCUGCGUCUACCGCAAACUCGAAUGGGCCAGAUAUUUCCACCAUUUCACCUUCCACAGAACACCAUACUUCAUCCCGAGUUGAGACGAGCGUGUCAGAGUCAGAUACAGGUGCUACAACGGGAUCUGGGACCACCAGCACAAACCCCUCAAUCCCACCCACAUCAGUCUCAGAAACACAGGUCAAUGGGGUGACCAGCGCCACAUCUGUCGAACCGACGACUCCAUUGGGAGAACAAUCAACACGGGGCGAUGAUGCACCUUCCACUGAACCAGGACACAUUACAACUAGUCAUAGUGACAACGAGCAACCCUCGCCCUCGUCAACGAGUACUUACUUUGCUGUACCUGUAACAACAUCCGUCACUAAGCCUGAGACUCGGGAUGAUGGCUUCGCGAUACCUUGCAACAUGUGGUUCUUUAACGCAUGUAUUGGACCCAUAUCUGGAUGGGGGGUUUCUCUUCCACCUGGUACCUAUCCUCCUGGUCCCCCGCCAGCCAUUUCCGAUAACCCCAAAGGCGGCAUCGAGAUCAAUACGAACCAACCACUUCCAGACUGGCCCGGCUUCACUGUCGGCCCUGGAAAUACUCCGACAUUUUCAGAUGAGCCCACGGCCUGUGAGACCGAUUCGGCCGAGUUGUGUGUUACGAGCACAUCAUAUGCUGUUAGCAUUGAAGCUACAGUAACCACUACGUUCUCCAGCGGUGUAAUCUCCACUUGUGGCACUGUUUAUGGGUGCAAGGUUCGGGGCCACAGCCAGACAAUAACGGGAACCAAUGUAACUACGGCCACAUCGGGGAUCCCAACAUACAGGUCUCUUCGUGCAAUGGAAACCUGGGAUGACAUGGAAUUGAGCGAAGAACAACUUGAGAGUAUAGCCAACCACGUGCAGUCAGACCUUGACUCAAUGUUUGGCACUGCUACCAAGAGAGCAACAACGACGACUGGAGAUGCAUCUGAGCCUACAGAAUCAGUGUGGACUGGUACAUGUCCAGCCAAGACCGGACCGGCCCCAACAGUGGUUGAUGGGAAGUUCACCGAGAAUAUCGGAGAGAAGUGUCUCUGCGAGUGGAAUAGCGGGAUGAAGAGAGACAAAAAACUGCAGCCGUACACCCUCGAUCAACUGAGAGACGCUAUAAAAGAUUUCUGUAACGGUUCCCGGAAGCUUAGAAAGCCUGCACCCACGGGAAUUCCAGACUUUGCGGUGAAUCGAUUCCCAACAGAAGGCACGCACGGCAUAUUCAUCUCGGUCGGCUGGGGUACCCCUCCCCUCUGGAACUCCACGGAUGAGAGGUGCAAGGCCAAGAGUGACCUUUUCCUGGGGAAUAGCUGCAAAACUGCCUUGGAGAGAUUUGAAUGUCGGGGUGCAAAGAGAGAUGAUCUUUGGGGAGGGACUUACUACGAGGCGCUUGAUGAGGGAGGUUGUGUGAGAUGGACGCUCACACCUGUCUACUUGUCUGAUGGGGGGUCCACUGCACGGCGAAUGAGCGUCGAAAUGUAGGGCGGCAAUGCCUGUAGGAUGGAUCAUCUGCCUGACCGUGCGUUUUGGCAAGGAUUGAUUAAUCCACUUAACCUUUACCAGGUGUUGGCUGUUAGUUCUCUUUCGUAGUAAAGUUAGUCACGUGUAUUGAGGCAAUUCUAGUCCAAAGUCAGCAUGC